This is a messenger RNA of Drosophila yakuba, 1118 nucleotides long. RefSeq names its product D-aspartate oxidase (gene Daao2). Gene Ontology annotation, molecular function: FAD binding; D-amino-acid oxidase activity. The coding region runs from base 45 to 1070 and encodes 341 amino acids. NCBI's taxonomy places the organism in Eukaryota, Metazoa, Arthropoda, Insecta, Diptera, Drosophilidae. The record is from RefSeq and is a predicted model, not a curated record. The transcript has 4 exons.
CUCUUCAGUUCAGUCCGAGUUCCCAAGCUGAUCGGGUUGGAGCAAUGCCGAACAUUGCAGUUAUCGGUGCGGGGGUAAAUGGUGUUGCCAGUGCCAUUAAGAUACUGGAGCACUUCGUGAACGAGGGACAGACACCGAUAAGGCUUACAAUUAUAUCGGAGGACUUCACGCCGAACACCACAGGAGAUGGUUCGGCGGGUCUCUGGGGUCCCUACCUUCUCGGCGGCACUUCACAGUCGAAAGUCUACAAGUGGUCGAAGAGCAUGCACCAGUUUCUGGAGCAGAUCUGGCUGAGCGACGAUGCCGGAGAGGCUGGCGUCUGUCUGCUGCCCUGCAUUCGGCUGAGCACCUCGACGGUGGACACGGUUGAGGAUUUCUGGCGCGACAUUGUCUAUGGAGCCGUGGAUUUGUCCAAGGAACAACUGGCUGCAUACAACAAAGAUCGCAGCGUUAAGUUCACGUCAGGCUUAUCCUUCGUUACCUACACCUCGGAGCCCAUUAAGCUACUGCCGUACUUGAUGAAGCGCUUUGUCCGCAACGGAGGUGUAGUUGUCCGUAAAAGGAUAACGGACCUGGAGGCAUUUGUCGCCGACUCCGAGUACGAUGUGAUAGUCAAUUGCUCUGGAUUAGGAUCCAGGACUCUACUGAACGACGAGCAAAUGUACGCAGUACGUGGCCAAGUGUCCCGGGUGAAGGCGAACUGGAUUUUCUCGUCCGUGCUGGACGAGAGUGAUGAUGGCAACUACAUAAUACCCAAUACCGAGAGCGUUGUCCUUGGCGGAACGCAUCAGGAGCGGGACUACAACACACAGGUCUGCCAGAAGGACAGGCGGAUGAUUGUGAAUGGCUGCCGGCGGUACAUUCCGGGUCUGGAGCACACGGAGUGCCUUUUCGACUGGGUGGGUCUACGACCAGGUCGCAGCCAACUCAGGCUGGAAGCCGAGCGCCGUGGGCGGAAACUGCUCAUACACAACUAUGGACAUGGCGGCAGUGGAGUCACUUUGUGCUGGGGCUGUGCGGAUGAUGUUCUCGAUAUCCUGUUGGCCGCCAAGAACGGCUCCAAACUAUGAGUCACUUGCCGACGUAAUAAAAUACCAUUUCUAUAUUAUUUCAGUCUA